UUUAAUAAAUACUGUUUGUUUGAAGAGCGUUACAUAACUUGGAACAAGCAACAUGAAAUGAAGCAAAAUGCUUUCAGCAUGCUUUCUGCUGUUUCACACAAUCACAAGCUUUUAGUGCAAAUGCUGGCUUUAGUGCCAAGAUCAAUUAUUUACUCGUCACAUUCUUUUCUGGCCUCCGCAGUGCAGACAUGCUUCCUGAUAGGCCAACGCGUGAGUCAUGUGACUGAGUGGGAGGGAGUGGGAGUGACAUGUUUCCACCUCCAGCAUCUACCUUUACUGUGAUCCAGAAGCAGCUGUGCAUGGCAUCAGGGUGAGACACACACUGCUUCAUCUGGCCCUCACCGAGCUCCACCAUGAGCAGUGUAGUCAUCGGCCGGACGUCAGCGACCACUCGGUUCGUCCCUCAGCCAACACUGCUUUGUGAAUUUGCCUCAUGCAUGCCACAAACCCACAGAUGUCUGCCCGGCCACCUAGUAUAUGCCGAAACCUGGGGGCAGUGGAGGGGCACCACCAGGAAGUCGAGAUGGCAGCGGGAUAUGUCGGAGCAGCAGCAUCAGCAGCGGCUCUGGAGGAAAGAUCAUGUCCCUGUCGUCUAUGAGCGAGAGCGUGAACAGCGGCCUGAGCUGCUUCCUGUCAGAACAAGCCCUGGAGCAGGAGGAGCGUCAGCAGCGGAGCAGCCAUUUAGCAGAGUUUCAGCGCCUCAGAGAGGUCAGAGCGGCAGCACAGCUCAAAAACCUGGAGGACUUCCUCAGGAUGAACCAUGUUUCACUCAGGGACACCAUGUCUUACUCCACAGGCAUGAUAUACAGAAAUCUGGGGAAAUCUGGUCUGAGGGUUUCCUGUCUCGGAUUGGGUACAUGGGUGACAUUUGGAGGCCAGAUAUCAGAUGAGGUGGCAGAGGAGCUGGUGACUUUGGCGUACGAAAAUGGCGUGAAUCUUUUUGACACAGCAGAGGUUUAUACAGCUGGAAAGGCUGAAAUUGUCUUGGGAAGCAUCAUAAAGAAGAAAGGAUGGAGGCGAUCCAGUUUAGUCAUCACCACCAAAAUCUUCUGGGGUGGAAAAGCGGAAAUGGAAAGAGGAUUAUCUCGGAAACACAUCAUCGAAGGUCUAAGAGCCUCGCUAGAGAGACUUCAGCUGGAUUAUGUAGAUGUGGUUUUUGCAAAUCGACCAGAUCCAAACACACCUAUAGAAGAGACAGUGAGGGCAAUGACCCACGUGAUCAACCGGGGGAUGGCCAUGUACUGGGGGACGUCACGAUGGACCUCCAUGGAGAUCAUGGAGGCAUACUCCGUGGCUCGACAGUUCAACCAAAUCCCUCCAAUCUGCGAACAGGCAGAGUACCACAUGUUCCAGAGGGAGAAGGUGGAAAUUCAACUCCCUGACCUCUACCAAAAGAUAGGCAUCGGAGCAAUGACGUGGUCUCCUCUGGCGUGUGGGAUCAUCUCAGGGAAAUAUAACAACGGGAUCCCCCCUACUUCACGAGCCUCACUUAAGGGUUACCAGUGGAUGAAGGACAAAAUCCUGAGUGAGGAGGGGCACCGCCAGCAAGUGAAGCUAAAAGAGAUGCAGGCGAUCGCUGAAAGACUCGGCUGCACUCUACCUCAACUAGCCAUUGCCUGGUGUCUGAGGAACGAAGCAGUGAACUCUGUCCUGCUGGGAGCUUCAAGUAUUGGACAGCUGCAGGAGAAUAUCCGAGCAAUACAGGUUCUACCAAAGUUAACACUCUCCAUGGUUUCUGAAGUGGACAACCUUUUGGGAAACAAGCCAUACAGUAAAAAGGACUGCAGGUCAUAGUGAUGUGUGAUAGUGAUAGUGUCACCUGUGUUGAAGCCUAUGAAUGAGAGACAGCAACACAGACGGGCAUUAUAGCAACUUAGAGUGCAGCUAACAUUUAACCUGGAACCUGUUUCUUUUAGACAGAAAAAACUGAAAAAGAUGCCCUAUCAUUCCUUUCAAUGAGUCAUGCACUCCAGUCCACUUUCUUGAUUAUAUCUGCACCUGAUGCCACGAAAUUAUGUCAACCACUUUUAGUCCAAAAAUUGCCAUCAAUAAAAAAAAUAAAUGCUCUGAUGAGCUAAGGUACAGAGGCACCAAAGAAACUAGACUGAUUUAUACUUCAGUGUUGAAUCCACACCACACGUUGAAGCUGCAGGUGCUACACAUAAGGCUAAUCUGCUUCUACCUUAGAUGCAACUAAGGCCUGGUAAACACUUAACGCAAAACCAAAGCUCACAAAUUAUGGGCUCAGAGUACAGUUUCCUCUGAAUACUCCCACAGACAGUAGUUGAAGUCAGAGGAGAAGGAAGUUGAAGUUGUUUUUCAUUUCAUGCUUGGUUUGUUGAUUAUUAAUAUGUCUGAAAAUUCCACAAAAGUGCGUCGUGUAAAUGAGUGGACGCAGAGUUAGAAUCAUUAAUUGAUUUUUAUGUAUUGCAGUAAAGCCUCCUGCAUCAGUACACCUAGUGAGCAUGAACCGGGAUGUCAACAUUGACAUUUGAUAGAAGCUUUUUGGUCCAAGACAAAAUUUCAACUAUUAUCAACCAGCUAAAAUCUCAACAUUGACAUGUCAGGAAUCAAAUAUUUGUUGUAGAAUUUUGAUAAAAUGUUUAUUUUAGGGUUGAAUUGAUGAUAGAAAUUAUCAUUGUGACUACUGUACAUUUCUUCCAUGUACUUUUCCAGUGGUAGAUGGAAUCCUGACUACACAAAGCCUUGUGCAAUUUAUCUUUCAUAUAAAAUCAUAAAUACAGUGCUAUAUGUGUGUGAACGUGUGAUGAAAAAUAUGACAGAAGCAGAUUUCAUGAAAAUAUAGAUGUUUGGUCAAGGUCUACAAAUAUUCUAUGAAAAAACUUGCUUUUAAACCAGAUUCCUGCGUCUUUCAAACAGUGGCCACAGACAUCUUUGUAACGGUUUUUCAACUGAAAAAUUCUCUAACCAUGUCAUCUAUCUUAGAUUGCAGUUUCAAUGAUCUCUGUACUUGUGUUUAUUAAUGUAGAUAUGAUACGUCCAUAUCAUGCUGUGGUGCUUUCAGACACUGUCUGCCAUUCUGAAGGGGCGCAAGCUUGAGAAUCAGCUCAUAGCCCUUCCUUCACUGAACAAGAUGAUGCUGUCUACCAAGCAAAUAAUUUACAAUUCACCAGCUACGAGCAGCUAAUCAGGCUCAGAUUGGCCCUCCUGUACUCUUCCAAUGGAGCUGAAAUUCAGCCCAACGUGAAACUCAGUUGUACAGCUCAGAAAUGUAGUCAUAAUUAGUCUCAACUUGCACAGACUAAGACUUUGGCAGUGCGGUCCACUUGUAACCAUAUUGCACCAAAACUGUCACACGCAAUCUGUUAGCUCACACUUGAAGCCAAAACUCAAACAGGGUCAGUUCUUGCAUACCUUCUGCAUUUCAGUAAAUUCAACAAAAGUGAAUCUACAUUUUCAAACUCUGAUUCAAUAUUACUUGCUCAGUUCAGUCAAAAUGGUUCAAGUGCAAAGAGAAGCGCAACACAAUGACACAGAAACAAUACCGCCAAGUAGUAAGUUAGUGGUGUGAUUGCAGAGCGACACAAAAUCACCAGAAGUUCACAACUGAGCAGACAACUUCCUUUGGCUGAGACAAGACUGGUUGGAUUUAAUACACAAUUAUGAACCAGACCAGUGUUCAGCUUUGUGUAUCAAACCAGGAUUCUUCUCUGUCUACAGUUUGUUGCCUCAGCAUGUCACACAUGCACGUUGCAUGUGUGUGCAAUUUUACAUGUUGCACAAGACCUUUGAGCAAAUAAAAUGAUGAGUGAAUGCAUUAGUCUUUCCUGUGUAAUAAUAAUAGGUAUGCUUGGACACUGUCAGUACUGUUAUUGGAUUUAGUUGUACUCGUAGAAAAAGACUUGAGUUAGUUCUGCACUGUGUUACCCGUUUGAUCAUAGUUACAUUAACUCACCUGCUUUUGUCAGGUAUGUUAAACUCUGCUGUAAAGAUUUUUCUGUUCUACUUUUAAUAAAA
Molecule: messenger RNA, 3978 nt
Organism: Notolabrus celidotus (New Zealand spotty)
Lineage: Eukaryota; Metazoa; Chordata; Actinopteri; Labriformes; Labridae
Product: voltage-gated potassium channel subunit beta-2-like
Exons: 16
Coding region: 478-1794 (438 amino acids)
Biological process (GO): transmembrane transport; regulation of action potential; potassium ion transport
Cellular component (GO): cytoplasm; juxtaparanode region of axon; membrane
Molecular function (GO): voltage-gated potassium channel activity; transmembrane transporter binding; potassium channel regulator activity
Source: RefSeq, a predicted model, not a curated record